Molecule: messenger RNA, 1014 nt
Organism: Acanthosepion pharaonis
Lineage: Eukaryota; Metazoa; Mollusca; Cephalopoda; Sepiida; Sepiidae
Source: the annotation of a GenBank genome assembly
AUGCAAAUUCGUUUAUUAAAAGUUUCAGUCAACAAAAUAUUAAUGUGUCAGCUAAUUCUCUCUCUCUCUCUUUCUCUCUCUUUCUCUCACUUUCCCUCUCUCUAUCUCUCUUUCACUUUCUCUCUCUCUCUCUCUACAUCUAAGUCCCCUGUCUUGCUUUUUAUCUUUAUGUCCCUUUCUUUUCUUUCUUUAUUUCCCAUUUCUCUAUCUCUUAUUCUCUCUAUUUCUCUUUUUUCUCUUCUUCUUUCUCUCUCUCUACAAAUUCUCUGUCUCUCUUUUUCUCUUUGUCUCUUUAUUUUCUUUCUUUAUUUCCUAUUUCUCUCUCUUUUUCUCUCUUUCUCUUUCUUUCUUUCUCUCUCUCUCUCUCUCUCUCUCUCUGCGUCUCUUUCUCUGUCUCUCUUUCUCUCUCUGUCUCUUUCUUUCUUUAUUUCCCAUUUCUCUAUUUCUUUCUUUCUCUCUCUCUCUUUCCCUCUCUCUCUACUUCUCUCUCUCUUGGUCUUUCUCUCUCUCUCACUUUCUUUUUCCCUUUCUCCUGUUUCUCUCUCUCUAUAUAUAUCUUUCUCUCUCUUUUCUGUCUCACGCUUUCUUUCUUUCUCUCUCUCUCUUUCUCUCUACUUUAUUUUAUUCGCUUUCUUCGCCAUUCCUCUCUUGUCUAUUUCUCUUGGCGUUGAUAUGAACUUGAUGGAGCGAAAACAAGCGGUGAGCUUCAUCGCAGACAAGUGCUUCCAGAUGGACUUAAAUCCGUCAAGGCUUUACAGAUGCAUUUUCUUACAGAAUCACAAGAUUGUGUUUCCAGACGCCUUAGCCGCUUUUGCAUUGGAAGAUAUGUUUUUCUUUUCUUUUAUUUUCUUUUCUUUUGGAGUGCGUAUAUUGUUUACGGCUAUCAAGAGUAGACUGAACCAAAUCGAUACGAUAUCAGGAGACAGAAAGAUUGGUUUCGAUCUAUCUAUCUAUCUAUCUAUCUAUCUAUCUAUCUAUCUAUCUAUUUAUCUAUCUAUCUAUCUAUCUAUCUAA